UCCCGGGUCUUACCGGGUAGACAUCAGCGGUGUGUCCGGUGUGUGUUUAGCUGUAAUAAACCAUGUCUGCUCCCGUUAACAGCUCCAUCCGGCUGCGGCUCUUCUUUGACUACCCUCCUCCCGCCGUGGUCUCGUGCCGGAUGUGCUGGCUGCUCGUGGACCUGAACACGUGUCGCGUGGUGGCGGACCUGGAGAGCGUCAUCCGGGACAAGUUCGAGUUCAGCCGCGGGAGCAUCCUGAGUCUGUUCAUAGAGGACUGCUACCUGCCGCACACCGAGAGCAUCUACGUGGUGAGAGACAACGACAGCGUCAGGGUGAAGGUGGACUGUCUGGCCAACGGACACAGCAGCUGUCCAGAGACAACAAGAGAAACUUGCAGAAAGAGACAGAGAACCACAGACGAAGACGGACCAGCAGAGAACGGAGUGGGCGUCGAAUGGAAGAAGAAAAAGAGGAAAAGAAGGAGUGAGGAGAACACCCAGGAGGCUACCAAGCUGGUUUCAGGUGAUGACGGGGAUAAGAAGUUCAAAAAAAAACACACAGAGAAGAAGACGAAAAAGAAGAAAGUAGAGAAAAGUAGCCCUCCUGUCAACACCAAACCAGCUGCUUCUCCUAAAAAAACCCCGACGGGUAUCGAUAAACCAGCGAAAAGCUCCAAGAAGCCUCCAGCAGCAAAACCACAGAAACCCUCCUCUUCAGAUUCCAGUAGCAGCAGUGAGGAAGAUGAACCUCCCAGAAAGACUAAAACACCCUCCUCCUCCACCGCUACUACUGCUACUAAAACACCCUCCUCCUCCACCACUACUGCUGUUAAAACACCCUCCUCCUCCACCCCUGCUGCUGUUAAAACACCUCCAAACACCAGACCUGCCCAGAAGAAGCCACGGCCUCCUCCAUCGUCCUCUUCUGAAACAGACUCUUCCUCGUCUGAUGAGGAAACUAACGUGAAAAACAAACCUUUAACAGCCACGACUACCAAGUCUCAGCCAGCUCCUUCGGUCCUGCAGUCCACAGACUGUGAGCAGAAACAGACAGUCGAACCUCCUCAGGACUCAGACAGCGAGGAGGAGAUCCAGCUGGUUAUCCGACAGCCGCUGCUGCCGUCUGGUUUUGGUGUGGGGAGUCAGUACCCUGGACGAGGCCGUGGGAGGGGGCAGGGCAGGAGGGGAGGUGGUGGAGAGAGGGGCAGGGGUGGUGGCAUCAGAGGCAACUUUAGAGCCAAGGAGACGUCCUACGAGACGGAUUUACUGAGCAACGUGUCCGUGGUCCUCCAGAACGGAGUACAAGAUGCCCCUAAACAGGACUACAGCUCCAUGCCCCUGCUAGCUGCCCCUCCUCAGGUGGGACAGAAGAUCGCCUUCAAGCUGCUGGAGCUGACAGAGAACUACACACCAGAGGUUUCUGAAUAUAAGGAGGGAAAGAUUGUGAGCUUCGACCCCACCACCAAACAGAUUGAGCUGGAGCUGCUUAAUUCCUCUCAAGCUCCUGUAGAACCUGGAAAGUUUGACCUCGUCUAUCAGAACCCAGAUGGCUCAGAGAGCGUCGAGUACGCCGUGACCAGAGGAUCCUGGGUGACAGAACGGUGGGAGUCUCUGCUGGAGCCAAGGCUGAUCAUUUAACUCUGACCAAAAAUGUGAAUUUGGAUGCACGCCAGUUUCAGAAAGAUGGAUUUACCUUUUCUCUUAUUUCAGGAUCCUUCAACAAAGCUACGCUGAGACUCACUUCUUUACAAUGAAUAUGAGAACUAGUGGUUAUGAUUAAGAGAAAUAGUCCUGCUGCACAGAUGAGCUCCUGUGUAGUACUGAAAAUGUUAAAGUUGCUAUUUUUAAAAAGGAAAUGCUGUUUUUAUUAUGUUGCAGGAAGGAGUCGUUUCCUGACACAUAAGAGAUUUAUGUUUUGUACAGUACUGUCACUGAUCAGUCUUGAAUAAAUGUUUUUUUUCUAAUAAAACGAUGCAUCUUUUGCUUUAACU
Amphiprion ocellaris (clown anemonefish) is the source of this 1972-nucleotide messenger RNA. It is a transcript of the gene coil, whose product is annotated as coilin p80. The transcript is spliced from 7 exons. The record is from RefSeq and is a predicted model, not a curated record. Bases 63 to 1619 code for a protein of 518 amino acids. Lineage: Eukaryota; Metazoa; Chordata; Actinopteri; Pomacentridae. Gene Ontology annotation, biological process: spliceosomal snRNP assembly. Gene Ontology annotation, molecular function: U1 snRNA binding; U2 snRNA binding. Gene Ontology annotation, cellular component: Cajal body.